Messenger RNA from Thamnophis sirtalis, 1926 nucleotides. The record is from RefSeq and is a predicted model, not a curated record. Lineage: Eukaryota; Metazoa; Chordata; Lepidosauria; Squamata; Natricidae.
GAUUACACACUAACAAUGUAUUUUCAACAAUACUGGCGAGAUAAAAGACUAGCCUAUGCUGGGAUUCCUCUCAAUCUUACACUCGAUAACAGAGUAGCAGAUCAACUAUGGGUGCCUGAUACUUACUUUCUGAAUGACAAGAAAUCGUUUGUGCACGGUGUUACUGUUAAGAAUCGAAUGAUUCGCCUUCAUCCAGAUGGCACAGUAUUAUAUAGCCUCAGAAUCACAACUACUGCAGCUUGCAUGAUGGACUUGAGGAGAUACCCAUUAGAUGAACAAAAUUGUACGUUGGAAAUAGAAAGCUAUGGAUACACAACUGACGACAUAGAAUUUUAUUGGAGAGGUGGAGAUAAUGCAGUUUCUGGAGUAGAAAGAAUUGAGCUUCCGCAAUUUUCUAUUGUGGAAUAUAAACUUGUGUCCAAAAAUGUUGUCUUUGCCACAGGUGCCUAUCCAAGACUAUCAUUGAGUUUUAAGUUGAAGAGGAAUAUUGGAUACUUUAUUCUUCAGACCUACAUGCCCUCAGUAUUGAUUACCAUUUUAUCAUGGGUAUCCUUCUGGAUAAAUUAUGAUGCAUCAGCAGCAAGAGUGGCUCUUGGUAUUACAACUGUGCUUACUAUGACAACUAUCAACACUCAUCUCAGAGAGACUUUGCCUAAGAUUCCAUAUGUCAAAGCCAUUGAUAUGUAUCUUAUGGGCUGCUUUGUAUUUGUCUUCUUGGCCUUACUUGAAUAUGCCUUUGUCAACUAUAUCUUCUUUGGAAAGGGCCCUCAAAGGCAGAAGAAACUUGCUGAAAAGACAGCCAAGGCAAACAAUGAUCGUUCUAAGUUUGAAAGCAACCGGGUGGACAUGCAUGGGAACAUAUUGUUAACAUCCCUUGAAAUUCACAAUGAAGUUGCAAGCAAUGAAGUCACAACAAGUGUCACUGAUCCACAUAAUUCAGCAGUAUCCUUUGAUAACUCAGGAAUCCAGUACAGAAAGCAGAGUUCCCACCGAGAAACUCUUGGGAGACGUACAUUAGACAGAACUGGCGCUCAUACUAAGAAGAGUCAUUUGCGGAGAAGAUCUUCUCAACUAAAAAUAAAAAUUCCUGAUCUAACAGAUGUGAAUGCAAUUGACAGAUGGUCAAGGAUGGUGUUUCCUUUCACAUUUUCUCUUUUCAACUUAAUCUACUGGCUAUACUAUAUCAACUAAAUGGACUUUUACUUCAAUUAUUUUUUACAAAAAGACUGUAACAAGCAAAUACUAUUUUGCCUGUUAUUUUGUAUAUGUACAGAAGACCUUUUACACUAUAUAAAAUAUAUACAUACUUAUACAUAUACAUAUAUAUAUAUAUAUAAAUCCUAUGUGUACAUAUAUUGUGAAAAAAUAUGUAUUAUACUCAUUGUGCAUAAACAUUUAUACACACAUGUAAUGGUGUACACAAAAUGCCUUUUAAAAUAAAUUUUUCAAAUGAGAAAGGCAGCUUUUUGAAGCAGUAUGCUUUGAGAAAUAUAGUUCUGUAAGAUUACAAAAUCUUUAUUUAAAUCAUCAAAUUUCUGUCCUAUUGUUUGCAAAACCAGUUAUAUACCUUAUUUUAAUCAUUGCCAUUUACACUGCCCAUUAAGUAAGACAGGUUUUAAUUUUGUUGGUUUAAUACUGACCAGUUGAAUUGUUUCAGACGCUUUUACUGUGUUAAUAUAUUUUGUUCACAAUGGAAUAUUUUAAUUUUGCAUUUUCUUGAUCACUUUUACUUCCUUUUAUGUCCUCAGAACAUUCUUACAUAUUGCUAUAUGUUAAUUGAAAUUGAACAACUGCUUACAUUUUCAGGGUUUUUUAAAAUAUGGGAUUACUAAAUAAUCUAUUCAAAAUUAGGAUAUAAUAUCUGUGGAGAUUCUUUCUGAUUAAACUGCAGAAGUGGUGGGUUCCUACCGGUUCGGACCGGUUCAG